AUGGAGGAGAGCCAGAAGAGGAAACGGCAGCUGGCCGCGGCCGCGGAUGACGAGGGAGAAAGGAAGGAUCGCGGACGGGUGACCGAGGACGAGGUGGAACGGUUCUUCGCCAUCGUCAGGCGGUUGCAGGACGCGAAGUCGUCGUUGUGGUCGGAGCACCACGAUAUCCGAGACGGCGGCGGCGACGACCGAGGCGAAAAGAAGAUCGCAAGGAGGGAGGUGGCGGCGCCGAGGUGGAGGCCGAGGUUCGUACUGGAGGACUUCGAGGGGGUUGCCGAUGGAGAUGACGGCGUUGGUUCUCCGUCAGCGGUGGACGGGAAGGUGAGCUAUGGCGGUGGGGCCGACUUGGAGAUUGACCUCAACGUGGAGCCCGGCAGGAAUCGACUUUAG
Molecule: messenger RNA, 390 nt
Organism: Musa acuminata AAA Group (dessert banana)
Lineage: Eukaryota; Viridiplantae; Streptophyta; Magnoliopsida; Zingiberales; Musaceae
Product: NRR repressor homolog 1-like
Exons: 1
Coding region: 1-390 (129 amino acids)
Biological process (GO): regulation of systemic acquired resistance
Source: RefSeq, a predicted model, not a curated record